This is a messenger RNA of Talaromyces stipitatus ATCC 10500, 1244 nucleotides long. RefSeq names its product inositol phospholipid biosynthesis protein Scs3, putative. Lineage: Eukaryota; Fungi; Ascomycota; Eurotiomycetes; Eurotiales; Trichocomaceae. Gene Ontology annotation, cellular component: endoplasmic reticulum membrane. The record is from RefSeq and is a predicted model, not a curated record. Gene Ontology annotation, biological process: phospholipid biosynthetic process; lipid droplet organization; lipid storage. The transcript has 2 exons. Bases 139 to 1164 code for a protein of 341 amino acids.
AUUCGAAGCUCUCUGAACAAGUCUGAAUCAAUUAUCAUCAACACUCUUCAUGUCAUUAUUUCGCAUACUGCACUAACACUCACUUUUGCGAUUUUGAUGUUUAGCGAAUGAGUGUUUUUUCUUGACUUUUUACUCAUCAUGGCAACAUCCACAGCCUAUCCACGCAGUGGCUCCCCAUCACAAACCAAACGACACACAAAUGCAAAGACACAUCCUCCCGCGACAGUCCUUCUAAUAUACCCUCUCACCCUAAUCCUUGGAUCGAUAUACUCUGUCAUCUCCCCAACAGCGCGUUCGUCUCAGAACUUCGGAUCAUCCAGUUCCCUCACCCCAACCAUAGCAACGGACAUCAACCUCCCAACCUCCCAACGACAACACCGUCCCAACCCCGUAAACUACUUCGCACGGAAGAACAACAUCUUCAACCUCUACUUUGUCAAAAUCGGGUGGGUAUGGAUCACAUUCGCAUUCCUGUCCUUACUCCUGACGCGACCGUACUACACCAAAGCGCCGGGAAACCUGCGCGGAAAACGAUCCGUUCAAGCUCUACUUCGAUAUGCGAUUGUGACUUGUGCCUGGUUCCUGACGACACAGUGGUUCUUUGGUCCUGCGAUUAUCGAUCGUACCUUUGUGAUUACGGGUGGGAAAUGUGAGCGGUUACCUGCCGCCAUGGCUAAUGCGGAUGAUAAUACUGCCUGGGAAGAUCUCAAGGUUGUUUUCACGGCGGCUGCAUGUAAGGCUUCGGGUGGGUUGUGGAAGGGUGGUCAUGAUGUGAGUGGGCAUGUGUUUAUGCUUGUUUUGGGAAGUGCGUUUUUGGCAUUAGAGGUUUUGGGGACGUCGCAGUCGGUGUCGAAUGGAACGGCAGAGAAUAGUCAAGUUCAUGAUAAAUGUGAGUCGGAUGGCGAGUAUACGGUGGUGAAUGAGCAUAGCUCCACUGAUCCGGUUGCGAGAUAUUCUACCAAGUUCGUCUGGGUUGUAAUUGGAUUGAGUUGGUGGAUGCUCUUUAUGACUGCGAUAUGGUUUCAUACAUGGUUGGAGAAGCUAUCCGGACUUCUGAUCUCCGUUUCCGUUGUGUAUAUUACAUAUUUCCUUCCUCGGAGUCUUCCAGCGUGGGCGGAUAUUAUCGGCAUUCCAGGGUUUGAGCCUGCUGUGCGUAUAGAAUGAGAAGCUAUACUAUUUAGCAUUUGUUUUCCCUCUUGCGUUUGUAUUAAUAUAAUGGUGUCUCUACUGACUAGUAUAUAUAA